AUGGUAAACAGAACUAGGAUUAACUCUACACAUGGACUUGAUGCCUUUGGAGUAUCCCAGUUCCAGGAGGCCAUUGGUGUUUUCUUCAUGGUUAUGCUGAGUGUCAUUGCCUUGGUUGCCAACACAGCAGUCCUGGUUGUUAUUCUCAAAACACCUCUACUGAGAAAGUUCAUCUUUGUCUGCCAUCUUUGCUUUGUAGAUCUGUUGUCAGCCAUUUUCAUCAUGCCACUGGGGAUUAUCUCCAGUUCCACAUGUUUCAACAGAAUUUUGUAUAGCAUUGCUGAAUGUCAGACACUGAUCUUCUUGAAUGUUUGUUUCAUUAGUGCUUCCAUUCUCACCAUCUCUGUUAUCAGCAUUGAACGUUACUACUACAUUGUCCACCCCAUGAGAUAUGAAGUUAAGAUGACUACUGGGCUGGCCAUUACUGUUGUGGUUUUCAUCUGGAUUAAGUCUAUGCUGGUUGCUGCUCUGGCACUAGUAGGCUGGCCCCAAGACAAUGGUGCUAGCAGUGCCAGUAAAUGUACUGUCAAUUGGAGUCCUGGAGCCCACAAGAAGAUUUUUGUGAUAAUCUUCAGCAUUCUCUGCUUCAUACUGCCUACUUUAAUUAUCUUUGCAGUAUAUGGUAGCAUCUACAAAGUGGCCCGCAUUGCAUCCUUGCAACACAUUCCUGUCCCAUCCUGGACAGCUGCACCCAGACAAAGGUCAGAGUCUAUUCACAGCCAAGUUACCAUCAUCACUACCAGGAAUAUGCCUCCUAGACUGUCUCCUGAACGAUUUUUUGGUGGGAAUAAAGCAGCCCUGACCUUGGUGCUGAUUGUAGGCCAGUUUCUCUGCUGCUGGCUUCCAUUUUUCUCCUUCCACCUCCACUGCUCCUUUAACUCUGCCUCUUCAGUCCCUGAUUCUAUUGAAAUAGUUGUGACUUGGCUAGCUUAUUCUUCCUUCGCGAUCAACCCUUUCUUCUAUGGAUUGCUAAACCGCCAAAUCAGGGAAGAGCUGGCCAAGAUGGGACGACACUGCCUCAGCAAGCCUCUGAACCAGGACUUUUGUAUCUCCAGCCCAGAAGGUUCUAUCCAUGAGAAUUUCCUCCAGUUCCUCCAGAGGACUAGUUGCACAAUAGAGACCCAUUCCAGCUAUGUUAAUUCCAGCCCCAGGAACACGUUGGACCAGACUGCUAUGGGAUUCAGAAUCCCAGGACAAAUCCCAGAAGAAACCAACUGA
Messenger RNA from Python bivittatus (Burmese python), 1218 nucleotides. It is a transcript of the gene GPR62, whose product is annotated as G protein-coupled receptor 62. The record is from RefSeq and is a predicted model, not a curated record. Gene Ontology annotation, biological process: G protein-coupled receptor signaling pathway. Gene Ontology annotation, cellular component: signaling receptor complex; endosome; plasma membrane. Gene Ontology annotation, molecular function: G protein-coupled receptor activity. Lineage: Eukaryota; Metazoa; Chordata; Lepidosauria; Squamata; Pythonidae.